Chara braunii is the source of this 3971-nucleotide messenger RNA. The record is from the annotation of a GenBank genome assembly. Lineage: Eukaryota; Viridiplantae; Streptophyta; Charophyceae; Charales; Characeae.
UCAUGACCAGGUGAACGACAACGAGCUGUCAAUCGGACAACGAGCUGUCAAUCAGUGACAGGAGAUCAUGUGACGUGUCCAAGCUUGAACAGUCCACGUUGCAGUCUCCGUCGGGAUCCCUGCUGCCCACGUGGCAGGCGACUGAGCACUACGAGCGGAUCUUGGAGAAGAGAGAAGAGAGACGCUCCUGUGCUUCCUGUUAUCUCGAAGCUGUUGCCAAAGUUGGAUAACAGAGGUCACCGGUCAGGAUGCUUCACUCUAAUGUAUUCUUCAAGAAAACCCGUAAGAAUACAGUACGACGGGUUGUACGCGAGCAUUAUCUACGGGAUGACAUCGCAUGCGGAGCUCUGUCGUGCCGGACUUGUGAAAACAACACAAAAGCGUGUUUAAGGGAAAAAAUCCUGGUCGUUGAUACAAAUGUAGUGCUGAAUCAGAUUGACCUUUUGGAGAAUCCAGCAAUCACAGAUGUUGUCAUCCUCUCAGUCGUGAUGGAGGAAGUUCAGCACAAGAAUCUGAGUGUGUAUAACCGCCUGCGCGCACUUGUGACUGACGAAACAAGGCACUUUUUUGUCUUCCUGAACGAGCAUCACAGGGAGACAUAUAUCACGAUCAACAGCGGGGAGUCUCCAAAUGACCGAAAUGACAGAGCUAUUCGAGUUGCGACGCAGUGGUAUCAGCGGCAUCUGGGGAGGACCGCAAAUGUUGUCCUCAUCACGAAUGAUGUCGACAAUCUGAAGAAGGCUACAGCAGAUGGAAUCCCAGGGCAUACAGUGAACAUGUAUGUGAAAUCCCUUGGUAAGCCUGAACUGUUCGAUCUGAUCUCCGGAUUUGAUAUGGCUCCAAUGGACGAGGCACACGCUGCUGAUGAGAGGCCGACCAAGAAAAAAGCCUUCUAUCCUGAGCACAAGCUGAUGUCAGAAAUUACGUCAGGCCUGCAGAAAGGGAUAUAUCAUCAGGGAAAACUCCGCGUGAACUUGUAUAACCCUUUUGAGGCGUAUGUGGGGACGGAAACGCUGCCCGACGAAGUGCUGAUCCACGGACGAAUUGACAUGAAUCGCGCUGUUGAUGGGGAUGUCGUCGCCAUUGAACUGCUUCCCGAGGACCAGUAUUGUGGGUCACUGGAGGCAAAAGUGGCAGCAGCAGCAGGGACAUCUGCAAGGGCAUUGUUUGUGUCGGUGGACCGGCGAAUACCGAAGAUUCGCAUACACACUCGUCAGCUGAGCAAUCUUAUGGGAAAACGCAUCAUUGUUGCAGUGGAUUCGUGGGAAAACACGUCAAGGUUUCCGAAUGGGCAUUACGUAAGAACAAUUGGUGACAUUGGCGACAGGGCGACAGAGAGUGAGAUGCUCUUGAUAGAGAAUGACAUCGACUCGCGUCCAUUCUCCGAGCAAGUGCUGGCUUGCCUUCCACCCCUGCCUUGGUCCAUGCCAGAGGAAGAGUUUCACAACCCUAAUCGUCUUGAUUUGCGCCAUGUAAGGAUCUACAGUGUGGAUCCACCAGGUUGCAGGGAUAUUGACGAUGCCCUUCACUGUACUGCGCGUCCUGAUGGGAAUUAUGAAGUUGGUGUGCACAUUGCGGAUGUAACAAACUAUGUGCUUCCCGGGACGGCUUUAGAUGAGGAGGCCACAAAGCGUGGUACUUCUGUCUAUCUUGUCGAGCGGAGGAUUGACAUGCUUCCGAAACCACUCACCGAAGAUAUUUGUUCACUGCGAGGCAAUGUGGAGAGGCUGGCUUUCUCUGUGAUCUGGGAAAUGACUCCGAAUGCGGAGAUCAUCAGCACCAAGUACACCAAGGCCAUCAUUAAGUCAUGCGCUGCGAUGUCCUACGCUGAAGCGCAAGCGAAGAUGGAUGAUAGCCGGAUGAACGAUCCGUUGACGACAGACUUGCGAAACAUGAAUCGCCUUGCCAAGAUACAGAUACUAGUUGCUAGAAAACCUGUUCUAUUCGGCAUCGAUUUGGACAUCAGUUCAUCGAAGACACUUGCGGACUCACUUGACAACGCAAUCAAGGAAGAUGACCCUCUGUUCAACAAACUCGUUCGGAUCCUCACGACCAGGUGCAUGACCCAGGCUCUGUAUUUCUCAAGUGGUGAUCUAGCCCCAUCAGAAUAUCAUCACUAUGGAUUAGCCUCUCCGAUAUACACCCACUUUACCUCGCCAAUUAGGAGAUAUGCCGAUGUCAUUGUCCACAGAUUGCUAGCCGCGGCUUUGGGACUAAGCGCGGUCCCCGGCAACUAUCGAGAGAAAGGCUGUCUUACCUCAAUUGCUGAUGGUUUGAAUUACCGGCACAGGAAUGCACAGAUGGCGGGCAGAGCAUCUGUUGAGCUCCACACGGUGAUCUUUUUUAAGAACAGGCCAACCGACGCCGACGCAUGUAUUGUGAAAGUACGCGCCAACGGCUUCAUCGCAUUUGUUCCAAAAUAUGGAAUAGAGGGACCUAUUUACCUUGUUGGAAAGGAUGCACCACCGUCAGCGCAAGGGAAGGAGUAUAUUCUGGACGAAGUGAACCAGUGCAUUACGUCGAACGACGGGCAGCGGACGUACAAGGUCCUCGAGCAUGUAAGCGUUCACAUCGAGGUGGUCGAGCCACGCGCGAAUCAACCGAAGCUGCAGUUGUCCUUGAGGGAAUGAAUGAGAAGUUGAGAAUGAUAUCUCUACACAUCGACCUCUAUCUCCAUGUGCACAUCUGUGCGGCAACCCGAGUACGAGUACGAGUACGAGUACGAGGACGUGUUGGCGAGCAGCAAACCGGCCACCAAUUCGAACAAGCAAAAUCGAAGCCAACUGAAAAGAGUGAAAGUGGACUCUCUGUGCAGAGCAUCUGUCAUCAGUGGAUAUACAUCUGUGCGGCGUGCGGGCUAUCUGGCAUGAGUUGAUGUCAUCCAUGUUGUUGAGCGGCAAGCUGAGUGCCGAUGUUGUUGACGAUGGGGAGGGUGACCGCCCCAUUUUUCAGUUGCAGUCGACUUUGAAAGAGCGAUCGAGGUCUGUUGACACCGGCCGGUUUGCGGAGCUGUUGUAAUCAGGCAUUUGUGAAGGAAUGCGGAGUGGAUGUGACCAAAAAUGUGAGCCAGGUGCAGCCUGGUAUAUCAACGCCGUUCCAUCUUCCACUCGCAACCGAAUUUUUGGAAAGAGUGUUCACGGUCGGUGAAGAAAGCACACGUGCGUCUGGAGCCAUGACAGGGAGCCAUCGUGACUGGGUCUUUGUGGAGGAAAGUGGUCUAGGUGCAUGCCACCGUGACUAGGUAUUUGUGAAGGAAUGUGGUCUAGGUGCAUCCUGUUGUACGGAAAGCGGCGCGAUGGAUUUUGAGAAUUUUUUGUGAAAACGUACAGCAGUGUGCAGUUGUCCAUGUUUUCCGUCCUGAGUAUGUCCAUUUUUGGGGUUGUUGAGAGGAAGAUAGUCUCUUUGACGGAAUGGUUGUCGCCAACUUGUCGGUGUCUGACGAGCAAUUCAACGGCGCAAUAACAUUGUAUAUUUAGGAUGUACAAGAAUUUUUUUGGCGCCAUCACAACCUGUGUGCAUUUUUUUCAUACGGGAAAAUCAUGAAUGUGAGGUGAAAUCGAUGGACAUGGUGGUCAUUACAGAUGUACCGAGACGAGGCGUUGGCAGAGGGCCGCAGUAGAAAAGCCCUCCUCUACGCAACAGUUGCGCUGCGCCAGGAAGAAUGGAAGUUUUGACAAGAUUUCAGAUAUAAGUUCUUCUUCCUCUUUUCAUUUUAAAGUUUCCAAGCCUUGAUCGAAUAGUGAAAAAGGGGGGGAGAGAGAAAUCUAAGAAGAAAUGGGAAAAUUUUAUUGUCUAAUUUUUGACCGAUUGGAUAGCAGUUGAAUAAUUGAAUUCCCCCCCCUGCCGCCAAGAGUCUCCAUCACCCUUUGCUUCAUGUCUAAAAUGUUGAAGCAACUCUGAUAAUAACUAAUUUCAUUCCGUGCAGCAUGUUGAAGCAACCCUGCUGCUCAUAACAAAAUGCUCUCUCUCUC